ACAUAAUAAGGCUGGGGAUGCUGGCUCAGAGGUUGAGAGCCCCUGAGUUCAAUCCCCUGUACAAAAAACAACAACAAAAAAUUCUCCUUAUUCUUUACACUAAAACUCACUCAUCUAAGAAUGAAGAGAAACAGGUCUCCAUCCAGCUGAAGGCAACUGGCGGUGUGACUUGUGCAGAUCACACACCCAUGCAGGGGGACACAGAAGUGAGACGGGUCCGCCUGCUCAGGGAGCCGUCAGGCAGAUGGGAGAAGCCCACAUGCUGCAAGUCAGAGAUGGCGCCUGGAUGGUCACAUGGGGGAGACUCAGGGAGCCAGGGGAGGUUCCUGGAAGAGAGGCCUGAUGACGGCCCUGAAGGACUCCAACAGGCACAAGAGGCUGGACAGAAGGUGCCAGGGAGGGACCAACCAAGAGAAAGUGCCAGGUGUGUUCAGGAAAUUCAAAAGCCUUUUGGUUUAGAGGAAUAAUGGGAAGGAGGAGGGUGGCUGAAUGUCUGGGCCAGAAGUUCAAAUUCUGCUUGAAAAGCAGCUUGAACAAAAUCACGAGUCGUGGUUGUGGUUGUGCCUGCAGCUGUUCUCCAUGAGUUGUGUUGUGUGUGUGAUAGGAAGACGCAGAGAGGUCUGUAGGUGAAGAGAGGAUCUAUGGGCAGCAGGAGGCCACUGACCACUGGACACCAGUCCAGGCUGGGACAAGACCCUGGCAGACGGGAGCAGUGGGACUGUACCUGGAGAGGCAGAGAGGCCAGCGCUGAGGGAGAGGAAAGGUGGGCGCAGGAGCAGCACCCCAGAGCCUCGGCCUCAGCGGCAGGGGACGAGGAGGGUGCAGGGGUGGCCAGGGGAACUGGAGGACUGGGGAAAUAGAGGAGCUGGCGAAGAGACAUGGCGAGGAACGUGGUAGGACAUCAGAGGACGGUGCAGUAGUGGACCAGGUAAAUGCCUCCCCACCACCAAGUCGUUCCGCCUGUCACCUCACUUAUAAAAUGAACCCAUGGAGCACUUUGAAAAAAGGACAGUGCUGAAUCAUCAGUCGCCUGGGAAGUAGGAAAAUCCACCCGAGCUUCAUUUAGCAGACUUCUCUGGAUAGACAAGUCUCUGGGAGAACCCUGAGAGUACUUUGAAAAUGCCCAAAGGAGGUGUUCUUGAAGGUGCUUUCCAGCUCGAACACACCAUGAGCCUCCUGCACUGACAAGGGACGUGACCCUGCUGCCUGGGCCUGUGCCCAAUACCCCAGACUUGGGCUUUUCCAGGAAAAACAGCUAGUGGGAGGCAAGAGGGAGGCGGAGCUGUUCUUGGAUUCCACCCUGAGGGCUAAAUUUCUCCCUCCACCACUCCUCGGUGGCUGCAUCUGUGAUACAUUAUCUCACCACAGGCUCCAGUGCUGCGCCAAGCCUUCUUCUCUGCCUGCUUCUCCUUCCCUUAUGCAAAGAGGGGGUUUUCUCUUCUGUUUUCAUUUGUUUCAUUUUUUAUUUCCAUUUGCUUUAAGGUCUCAUAAAAUACAAGGUUCCUGCUUAUCCAGCUCCAGCAAGUCCCCUUUACUCUCUGAUGCUGAAACAAGCCAUGACAAAUGCUUUCCAUUUUGAAAGACUCUUAAGUAAAUCCUCACAAAGCACAUCAUGUAUCUCAGCCUCCUUAAACUUUCCGUGUGUUAGAGUGUGAGUGUGUAUGUGGAUGUGGGUGCGAGUGUGUGUGAGUGUGUUAGCCUUGUAUUAUUGUUAACCAAUAACUGGCAGCAUGAACAAUAAAGUAUUCACUCUGUGGCUUGGGGGCCAGAGAAGUGUGAGGGGACGUUGGCCUGCGCUGGUCGAUCCCACCAUGUUUAUGAUGCAUGUUUUCUCCCCCUCUGCAGCUCCCCCCUGGGUGUGUGUUCAUCUUAUAGAUCUUCAGGGCUACUCUUCUUAUUCCUGUUCCCAGUUACCAUUUAGAUUAAAGCAAACCAACUUCACGCGUGGUUCUAAUGCCCACCUUCACGUCGAAGGAUGUUCUCAAACUAGGCUCCAGAAUGCGGUGGCCACUGGCCACACAGAGCCAUGGAGCACUUGAAAUGUGUCUGGUAUGACGAAGGAACUGAAUUUUUUAUCUCAACUGAUUUCAAUUUUGGACUCAGUUCAGUUAUUGUAGAACUUCUGAGUAUACUUGGAUCAACAUGGGUGAGUCCACUUUUUCUAGUGAAAAUUGAGCAUUUGACUGCUUAUGUGGAAAACACACAUCGUAUCUUGAAGGCAGUCUGAGAAGAAUGUGCAACAUUCUUGCAUCUUAAAAUCAUAAUAUUUUGAAUAUAUUGAGUCAAGUAAAAUAGACUUUAAAAAUUAAUCCACUUGUUUCUUUUUACUUUUUGAAAAACUGUGGCCACUAGAGAAUUUAAAGCCACAUAUGUGGCCCCCUCUGCAUUCCUACUGCGCAAAGCUGUUGUAAAGCCUUUUGCUAAGGCAUGGUCCAUGGGCCAGCAGGAUGUAACUCAAAGAUGGGACUAUGUUUUGGAAACUGUUAAAAUGCAGACUCUCAGGCUCACCCAGUCCUACUGAGUCAGAAUCCACACAUUAGUAAGAUUUUUCCCGGCAGCUCUUAGCAACAUUCAGAGGCACUGGGAUGGACAGCUGUGCUUCUCAGACUGGAGAGAACAACUGGGUUUUCUUCAUUUCCAAUUAACUACAGGCUAUUAUUUGUCAAAUGUAAUUAAAAUGAAUUUUUAGAAAAAAAUGAAAAGUACACCAACAAAAAUGUAUGAGAAACAAUUAAUUCAAAAUUUGUAUUGAGUCAAAAGUCAUAAGAUUAAUUUUCAUAAAUAUCACUAAACAUAGAAAAUAAUGACAAAAAAUGACACGUUGUUCUCUGUGCACAUAGGUAAUUAACACAGACAGCCACUAUUACACUUGUACCUUUCAGCCAAACAAAACACUCGGUAUGAAAUAGCAGUUUUCCAUAUUAAAUACCUGCAGACACACUUUGAAUACACAGUGUGUAUUGAUAUUUAAGGUUUUUUUUUGAUAUGAGGAUCUUGCUUCUUGCUUAUCAAGGUACCUAAUCUGAAUUGGAUGGAUGGAGAUAAUCUUUCAGUGGAACAAUGUAAAUCUACACUAAGUGUUGCCUAACAGUGCUCAGAGUAGGAAAACAAGGCUCAGGGGUGUGCUGACUAGAAUGAGGAAGAGGUUUUAACACCAUCUCAGCAAGUGCAAGGAAUUCUUUUUAAAGAAAAUAAAACUGCUAUGCAAUGUGAAGCAAACAGUGCUGUUUUUAAAAAUCUAUCUUCUUCCUUUCUCAGUAGUCAGUUCAAAUAAUUCAUUCUGUAAGUUUAUAUUUAAAGAUAAGGGUUUUUUUUCAGUGAAGUGAAAAGAUUCCGUAUUUUAUGCACUUAGGUAUGACAGUUUCCAACGAGGCUUGAACACCACACAUUCUGCUGCAGUUCUAGGUCUGCAGCUAGAGCACAGGCUGGACUCCACGCAACUCAAAGGAGACCAGGAAACGAGGCCCAGCUACGUCCUGUGCCACAAAGAGUUCUGCAUGAACUUGGGUGCUGAAUGGUGUCCCAUUGUUGCUGUAGAAGGUUCUGGAUGCUUACCCUCAAUUUCUGCAAGUAUCUUGUCACAGACUGGUGACCACCAGCUCAUAUUGGUACCUCCAUCACACGACCCUUGAUUAGUGCUGCUGUAGGUAUUCCAGUGAGAUAACAGAGCAAGGUUUAGAGCCACCUUCCCAGAGGCCUUUCAGCCUCCAGAUUUCUAGCUUUGUUCUAGAUCAACGAAGCUGUCGGAUAUGGAGUCACAGAUAGGCAGGUUAUUAAAAAAAAGUCAAAUCAACUGAUGAGAUCAGUCAUGUUGGUUUAAACCACAGAGGUAUUCAUCAUUGCUUUUUAGUCUCUAUGAUUGCUGCACAUUUCAUGCAGGUCUAGGUUUUCUACCUUAUAGAGGCAACAGUAAGCCCUCUACGUAUGUGAGGUUCAUGUUCCCUUAUUAUGUAAAUAAAAUAAUUUUGACUUCCCUGGAAAAAGAAACUAUACCAAUCCAAGAUAGCGAAUGACAUUGAAAUACAGGGACUUUUUAUAACCUGAAAUCAGGAGUGCAAUCCUCCACAUCCAAAGUCAGAUGCAACGUAAAGAUAUUACGAAACUUCUUGGGGCAGUCUUAUGAGAGGCUGAUGUUUACUUGUUACUCCAGUCAAAACGGAGGGUAGAAAACUGGUCAGAAUGUGCCAUCCACACAGUUGUUCAAUCUGGAAACCUUUGGCUGUUCUACUGGAGCCCCUAAAUCCAACUGCCCCGGCAUCCUAUGCCUUCUACCUACCACGGGUCACAGAUGCCAGCUUUCUGGGUGGCAACAGCCACCACCUCUAUUCAGGUCCUCACUAGCAAUCACAUAUUUGUGUUUUAGGCUCUUAACUGACCCUCUUCCUUUUUGUCCAGCCCUCUCUAAUCCAUCUUUUGUAGAUCCAGAAUAACUUUUCCAAAAUUUAAUAUGAAUCACUUCCAUUUUUAAAACUUUCAGUGGAUUCUGUGACCUUUCCGUAAAAAUCCACAUCCCUUAACUUUGGAUACAAACUUCCAUAAUCGGUAUAAUCAUUUCAGGAAUACACUGUGAAAACAAAGUAGGGAACAACUGUUCCUUGUCCAGAAACUGCUUCUCGGCUCUCAUCUCUUUCUCCAUUCUCCUGUCUUUGCAGUGACACUGCAUGAAUUUGAACAGGAACAUGUUGAAGAGGGUAGAGCCAGCCUCUACAAGUCUGUGGUUUCCAACAGCAGCAAGGAGAUGUCUUGUUAUUCGGAUUUUCCCUUCCCAGAAGAUUAUCCAAACUAUGUGCCAAAUUCUCAUUUCCUGCAAUAUCUCAAAAUGUAUGCAAACCAGUUCAACCUUCUGGAAUGCAUUCAAUUCAAGACCACAGUCUGCAGUGUGACAAAACGCCCAGAUUUUGACGUCUCUGGCCAGUGGGAAGUGGUCACAAUGCAUGAAGGGAAGCAAAGCUCGGCCACCUUUGAUGCGGUCAUGGUCUGCACUGGUUAUCUCACCACCCCGCAUUUGCCACUGGACUCCUUUCCAGGUAUACAUACUUUUAAAGGCCAGUACUUUCAUAGCCGACAGUAUAAAUAUCCAGACAUGUUUAAGGAUAAGAGAGUCCUUGUGGUUGGAAUGGGAAAUUCCGGCACAGACAUUGCUGUGGAGGCCAGCCACCUGGCAAAGAAGGUGUUCCUCAGCACCACUGGAGGGGCAUGGGUGAUGAGCAGAAUCUCGGACUCAGGGAACCCGUGGGACAUGGUGUUCACAACACGAUUUCAGAACAUGUUCAGAAAUGCUCUCCCAACUCCAAUUGUGAGUUGGUUGCUGGCAAGAAAGAUGAACAGCUGGUUCGAUCAUGUGAAUUAUGGCUUAGCACCAGACGACAGGGUGCAGUUAAGAGAGCCCGUGAUCAACGACGACCUCCCGGGCUGCAUCAUCACUGGCAAGGUGCAGAUCAAGCCCAGCAUAAAAGAGGUGAAGGAAAACUCCGUGCUCUUCAGCAACACCCCAAAGGAGGAGCCCGUUGACAUCAUCGUCUUUGCCACUGGGUACACCUUUGCUUUCCCCUUCCUCGAUGAAUCUGUUGUGAAAGUUGAAGGUGGCCAGGCAUCUCUGUACAAGUUUGUCUUCCCUGCGCACCUGCAAAAGCCAACCCUGGCUGUGAUUGGCCUCAUCAAGCCCUUCGGCUCCAUGAUACCCACAGGAGAGGUACAAGCUCGAUGGGUGGUCCAAGUCCUGAAAGGUCUGCAUACGUUGCCGCCACCUAGCGUCAGGAUAGAGGAAGUGGAGAAAAGGAAACAGAACAAGCCCAGUGGGUUCGGUUUGCACUACUGCAAGGCUUUACAAUCGGAUUACAUUGAAUACGUGGACGAGCUCCUGACCUAUAUCAAUGCAAAGCCCAACCUCUUCUCUCUGCUCCUGACCGACCCACGCCUGGCCUUGGCCAUCUUCUUUGGUCCCUGCUCACCAUACCAGUUCCGCCUGACAGGCCCAGGAAAAUGGCAAGGAGCCAGAAACACCAUCCUGACACAGUGGGACCGAACCCUCAAGGCCACCAAAACUCGAACUGCACGAGAAUCCCCGUCUUCCUUUGAAAGUCUGUUUAAACUCAUUAGUUUGCUGGCUUUCCUUGUUGUUAUUUUCCUGAUUUUUCUAUAA
Molecule: messenger RNA, 6142 nt
Organism: Ictidomys tridecemlineatus (thirteen-lined ground squirrel)
Lineage: Eukaryota; Metazoa; Chordata; Mammalia; Rodentia; Sciuridae
Source: RefSeq, a predicted model, not a curated record